CUGAACGAGCGGUACCACCUCAUCUCCGAGGAGAACCGCCAGCUGUACAACACGGUGCAGGACCUGCGGGGCAACAUCCGGGUCUUCUGUCGCGUGCGGCCCCGCGGCGCCACCGGCGACGCCACCGCCUCCAUGGUGGAGCUGGGCGAGGAGGGCGCGCUCAACGUGUUCAGCCAGAAGCACAACAAGUGGCACACCUUCAAGUUUGACAAGGCGUUUGGGGAGGACAGCAGCCAGGACGAUGUCUACCAGGAGACGCAGCCCCUCAUCCGCUCUGUGCUGGACGGCUACAACGUGUGCAUCUUUGCAUACGGCCAGACGGGCAGCGGCAAGACGCACACGAUGAGCGGCACCGACGUUGGGCAGUACGAGGGGCGCGGCAUCAACUACCGCGCCCUGGACGACCUGUUUGAGCUGAACAGGGAGCGGCACGCAGAGGUGGAGUACGCCAUCUCGGUGCAGCUGCUGGAGAUCUACAACGAGUCGAUCCGCGACCUGCUGGUGUCGCCCGCAGAGGCGCGGCAGCAGCGCACGCUGCAGCUUGUCAACACCCAGCGCAGCGGCUCCAACGUGCCAGAGGCCACGCAGGUGCCCGUCACGUGCGCUGAGGAGGUGCUGGAGGUGAUGGAGGUGGGGGCGCGCAACCGCGCGGUGGCUGAGACCAAGAUGAACAACCGCUCCUCGCGCUCGCACCAGGUGCUGACUGUGAUGGUGGAGGGGACCAACAAGAUCACCCACGCCCGCACCCACGGCUGCCUGCACCUCAUCGACCUGGCCGGCAGCGAGCGGGUGGGGCGCAGCGGCGCGGAGGGCCAGCAGCUGCUGGAAGCGCAGCACAUCAACAAGAGCCUCAGCGCGCUGGGCACCGUGAUGCACGCUCUGGCCUCCAAGAGCGCCCACGUCCCCUUCCGCGACUCCAAGCUCACGCAGCUGCUGCAGGACUCGCUGAGCGGGCAGGCAAAGACGAUGAUGUUCAUGCACGUGGCGCCAGAGAUGACGUCUGUGAGCGAGACGCUGUCCACUCUCAACUUUGGAAAGAACGUGACUGAGAUCACGCUGGGCGCCGCCAAGAAGAAUGCGGAGAGCGGGGCGGCCUGGGAGGCCAAGGAGCGAGCCAUGCGCAGCGAGCGGGAG
Molecule: messenger RNA, 1134 nt
Organism: Chlorella variabilis
Lineage: Eukaryota; Viridiplantae; Chlorophyta; Trebouxiophyceae; Chlorellales; Chlorellaceae
Exons: 9
Biological process (GO): microtubule-based movement
Molecular function (GO): ATP binding; microtubule binding; microtubule motor activity
Source: RefSeq, a predicted model, not a curated record